UCAGCCGCUGGGCGGCGGGACUUGUUAGUUCCGGGUCGAGGUGCAGGUGACCCCCGGAUUCCAAAAGCUUUUCCCGGAGUUAAUAUGGCUGCUGCCGGCGAGCGGCUGGGACGCAGAUGAGGGAAGGGCGCGAGGCUUUCCUGAGGCUUUGCCAGCGAUCCCUCAGCGAUGGCGCUCCGGUCGCGGCUCUGGGAGUGGCUGUCGGUUUGCAGGAACCCUGGGUGUGGGGUCGCAGCGUUCUCAACCAGUUCCAAGCCAGCGCCGAAGCCUGACGUGGACCCUCUGGAAAAUGCAGCUGUUGCCCCAGAGUUCACCAAUCGGAACCCCCGCAAUCUGGAACUCUUAGGAGUGGCCAGGAAAGAGCGGGGUUGGGGGACAGCGUGGCCCUCCCGUGAGUUCUGGCACAGGUUGCGAGUUAUCAGGACUCAGCAUCACGUAGAAGCGCGCGUUGAGCAUCGCAACGGCCAGGUUGUGGUUUCAGCAUCCACUCGGGAAUGGGCUAUUAAAAAGCACCUUUACAGCACCAGAAAUGUGGUGGCCUGUGAGAGUGUAGGACGAGUGCUGGCAGAACGAUGCUUAGAGGCAGGAAUCAACUUCAUGGUCUACCAGCCCACUCCUUGGGAGGCAGCCUCAGACUCGAUGAAACGACUGCAGAGUGCCAUGACAGAAGGUGGUGUGGUGCUGCGGGAGCCUCGGAGAAUCUAUGAAUGAGAGAGGAGCAUUGUUCCGAACCUAUGAAUACAAAAGCUGUGAGCUGUCCUGUCCUCCAGAAGAGAGCAUUUGGAAGAGCAUCCAGUUUGGAAGUUUUGUCUAAUCAUGUUACUGUGAAGUAUUGUCACUAGUUAAGGUCAUCCCCUCCUUCCCUUGUGUGUGUAUUGAGGGGGCGGUGGUUUAAUCAAGGGCUAAAUUCUUCCCCUCUCUUGGACAGAAGUAUCUGAGAAAAAGCUGUUGCCAGUUAUGAUUAACUUUGCAAGGACAAAUUAAAUGUUGUUUAUAAGUUAAAGAAUAAACACAGAUUAUGAGCUGUU
Molecule: messenger RNA, 1028 nt
Organism: Enhydra lutris kenyoni (northern sea otter)
Lineage: Eukaryota; Metazoa; Chordata; Mammalia; Carnivora; Mustelidae
Gene: MRPL18
Product: mitochondrial ribosomal protein L18
Exons: 4
Coding region: 169-711 (180 amino acids)
Biological process (GO): translation
Cellular component (GO): ribosome; mitochondrion
Molecular function (GO): 5S rRNA binding; structural constituent of ribosome
Source: RefSeq, a predicted model, not a curated record